Bactrocera oleae (olive fruit fly) is the source of this 8330-nucleotide messenger RNA. RefSeq names its product Calcium-independent receptor for alpha-latrotoxin (gene Cirl). Gene Ontology annotation, cellular component: plasma membrane. The record is from RefSeq and is a predicted model, not a curated record. Lineage: Eukaryota; Metazoa; Arthropoda; Insecta; Diptera; Tephritidae. Gene Ontology annotation, molecular function: carbohydrate binding; G protein-coupled receptor activity. Gene Ontology annotation, biological process: adenylate cyclase-activating G protein-coupled receptor signaling pathway; cell surface receptor signaling pathway.
UUUGCAUUCGACAUUUAUUUAGUGUAGAGAAUUUUUACAAGUCACAAAGGUGUGUAGCUCCAUUAUAUUUUUGUGUUAUUUGCCAUCUUAUUGAUAUUUAAAUAUUAAAAAGUGCAUAAAUAUACUAAAAAGCAAUCGUAGAUGAUGAUUGUAUAAAAUGUUUUUCGAAAAGUGUGAAUUUCAAAGGAUUUGCCUUUGUUUAACUUUGAGCCAUCAAUUGACUGGGGAAAGUUUUUAACAGUGGACAAGUGAAAAAUGUCGGGCGCCGCUGUUAAAAUGCUGUAUAUACAAGUUGCGCUGUAAAUUCAAGCGCAAUUUUAACAGCAUAAUGUUGACAACCGCUGUAAAUAACAUUUAUAAUGUAAAGUGUUGCAACAGCAGAUUGUUGUGUUUGCCUUUUUUAUCUGCAAAUAUCUCUACUUCAAAUAUGACUUCAUUUCACGAACGAAAGAAACGGGCGAAAAGAAAGCAGUAUUUGGUGACUCAUCAACAGUGUGAUGUAUCUUGAGCUGGUUCACACAAUGGCCGGAGGUGUACGCUGAGUUUUAACAUUUUACAGAUGGCAUUGGUAUUUAUGAACAUAAGCAACAAAGCUAAGAAAUCAUGUGGCAGACAUGCCUGGAAGCAUUCUAAGUAUCUAACGUAGGCUAAAAACAUGAUUGUGCUCACUACUUAUUGCUAUUUGUAUAUAUAUGUAUUUAUAUGUUCCAUGUUUUUAAAGUCAUACAUUUGCCAUGCAUAGCUUUGAAUCUAUUUUCAGAUCGACAACAUCCAACCAAUCUAAACCAAACCAAAUCAACUACAACAACGACAUUUAACACAACUUUUUAAUUACUAUAUUUAUAAUUAAAAUUUCAUAUAUUACAUUAUAUAAUUCAUUACAUUGUAAAUUUCAUAUGUUAAUGUACGAAAAAAUUUCUUGCUCUGUUGCAAAACUAUAAAUUAAAUAUUUUUUUUUACUAAUUAUAUUCUUCCCUCUUCUAAUAGCGCCCAAAUACCAAACUGCAUACGCCUGCGAAGGUAAGAAAUUAACAAUCGAAUGCGAUCCAGGCGACCUGAUCAACCUGAUACGCGCGAAUUACGGACGCUUCUCGAUAACGAUAUGCAAUGACCAUGGCAAUGUCGAAUGGAGUGUAAACUGCAUGUUCCCAAAGAGCUUAACCGUUUUGAAUUCAAAAUGCGCACACAAACAAAGUUGCAGUGUGCUUGCAACGACGAGCAUGUUUGGCGAUCCCUGUCCUGGUACACACAAGUAUCUAGAGGCACAUUACCAAUGCAUAUCAGCGGCACAAACAUCAACCACCACCAAUCGACCCAGUCCACCAUGGGUGUUGGCGAAUAAUCCACCAUUGCUUGCUAAUGGUAGCACACUGAUCAAUCCAAGUGUGCCGUUGCAACCACAAGGACCAGGACGUUUACCACUGCCAGCCAAUGGCGCCAUACCAUCGUCAGGUGGCUCAUGGCAUACACUGCCGCCAACACCAGGUCCUCCGCAACCCACACUACCAGGUGGCCGUCUGAAAGGUAACUAUAAUACAACGGUGAUAAAGAAUUCCAACAGACACGAUGGUUUACCGCCACCACCGCCGUUGCAUCAUCAUCAUCAUACGGGCCAUCAUGCAACAGCGCCUGUGGAAGGCAUCAACGUGAUUGAUAGUACUGUCGGCAAUACGCGACCAACGGCGAAAAAUGAUUUAUCAACACGCACGCCGGGCACAAAUCAAACCAAAUCACAUGUCGGUCCGUCCAACACAACCACCACACCCAAUACGCGCAUAUUGAGUGGCGUCGGUGGCAGCGGCACAGAUGACGGCACCAUACUCACCGCUAAAACCGCACAAAAUCGUGGUAAUCAGCAGCAGAGUACCGCAACACAGCAGCAUGCUGCUGGCAACAACAAUAACAACGCAAUAGGCGCUGACGCUAGCGGCGGAAGUAAUGGCAUACGUACCAUAAACAAUAUAAAUAACCUCAACAUGGGUUUGGGCGCGGUGGCCGAGGAUGAAUCGAAUAUGUUCUGCGGCCCAACGAAUGCGCGUAAUCUCUUCUGGAAUAUAACGCGAGUCGGCGAUGUAAAUGUGCAGCCGUGUCCAGGUGGCGCAACUGGCAUUGCCAAAUGGCGUUGUGUGCUUAUGAAGCGCGUCAACUACAAAGAAGAGGACGCUGGAGCAGCGGAAACCACCACAAUGCGCGCAAUACCACGCGCUAAUUGCAGUAGCAGCAAUGCAAACAGCAGCUGUGAAAAUGCCGCUGAUAGAUUAAAUCAGCGCAUCGGUAAUUUUGAGCCCACUUGGCAUCCCAUGACGCCGGAUCUUACGCAAUGCCGCAGUCUGUGGUUAAACAGCUUGGAGGUGCGCGUAAAUCAACGUGAAUCAUCUGUUAUUUCUAUAGCAAAUGAUCUUUCAGAGGUGACAAGUAGCAAAACUUUGUAUGGCGGCGACAUGCUCGUUACUACGAAAAUCAUACAAACCAUGUCGGAGAAAAUGUUUCACGACAAAGAGACGCUACCAGAUCAACGUCAGCGUGAGGCUAUUAUAUUAGAACUGCUACAUGGUGUGGUAAAGACUGGUUCAAAUUUGCUCGAUGAAUCACAAUUGUCCUCAUGGAUGGAUCUGAAUCAGGAAGAUCAAAUGCGUGUUGCCACAUCAUUGCUUACUGGACUGGAGUAUAAUGCAUUUCUUUUGGCCGACACCAUCAUACGCGAACGGAAUAUUGUGCAGAAGGUCAAGAAUAUACUGUUGUCUGUGCGUGUUUUGGAGACUAAGAACAUACAAGGCAACGAAGUUUUCCCCGACCUCGAACAGUGGCAAAUCAGUGACGAUCGCAUAGAGUUGCCGCGCACUGCGCUCGUAGAAAACAGCGAAGGCGGCCUCGUGCGCAUAGUAUUCGCCGCUUUCGAUCGUUUGGAGUCCAUCCUAAAACCGUCUUACGACCACUUUGACACAAAAAGUUCGCGUAGUUAUGUACGCAACACAGCCUUGCUGGCCAGCGAGCGUAACGAUUCGGGAGCAAGCGCUGAUUUACAACAACAACGCAUACGCAUACUCAAUAGCAAAGUGAUAUCAGCAAGUUUGGGUAAAGGACGACACAUACAAAUCUCACAGCCCAUCAAAUUAGUCUUGCGACACAUCAAAACCGAAAAUGUUACCAAUCCGACUUGCGUCUUUUGGAACUACAUAGAUCACGCAUGGUCAGCGAACGGCUGCACUUUGGAGUCAACAAAUCGCACGCACAGCAUUUGCAUGUGCAAUCAUCUCACCAACUUUGCCAUACUCAUGGAUGUCAUGGACGAGCAUAAUCAUUCGCUGUUCGGCGUCUUCGAUGGCAACAUGCGCAUACUCAUCUAUAUAAGUGUUGCCAUUUGUUUGGUAUUCGUCGUCAUCGCAUUACUCACUUUGAAGAUAUUCAAUGGUGUUUUUAUAAAGUCUGCGCGCACUUCCAUCUAUCGCAGCAUAUAUAUAUGUCUACUUUUCAUUGAAAUUCUUUUCCUAAUUGGCAUUGAGCAGAAUGAGACGAGUAUCCUUUGUGGUUUCACUACUGUUUUUCUACAUUGUUCGAUAUUAUCGGCGAUAGCGUGGUUCUGUUUCGAAGCAUUCCAAUCAUACUCCACACUAACCACCGAUGACAUGUUACUCGAAGUUGAUCAGACUUCCAAAGUGAAUUGUUACUAUUUACUCUCCUACGGUUUAUCCCUUACAAUUGUGGCCAUUUCCUUGGUCAUUAAUCCAAAUACAUAUACACAAAAUGAUUUUUGUGUGCUUAUGGAGGCGAAUACGUUGUUCUAUUCGAGUUUUGUGGCACCUGUGUUGCUAUUUUUUCUGGGCGCUUUGGGCUACACCUUCUUGUCAUGGGUCAUCAUGUGUCGCAAGAGUCACACAACGUUGAAAAAUAAAGAACAUACGCGACUCGCCAAUGUGCGCUUCGACAUACGUUGCUCCUUCAUUUUUCUACUACUGCUAAGCGCUGUAUGGAUAUCCGCCUAUUAUUAUCUACGCCUGGCCAAAGUGGAGGACGACUUGGCCGUUGUAUGCGGUUAUCUUUUCAUUAGUUUCAACACGCUAAUGGGAUUGUAUAUUUUCGUGUUUCAUUGCAUACAAAAUGAGAAGAUUCGUCGCGAAUAUCGCAAAUAUGUGCGGCAAAAUUCUUGGUUGCCAAAGUGUUUGCGCUGCUCGAAGGCCUCGAUCUCCUCGGGCAUCGUCGGCAAUAACGGUAUUGGCAGUGGCAGCGGCAGUGGCGGUGUUAUCGGUUCAGGCAAUGGUGGCGGUGGUGGUACACUUUCCGGCACACAUCGUGGCAAUGCGAACACCGCGCAAUUGAAAAAGUCCAAACUGCCUAUAGGCAGCGAUGGUUUGGUGUCAGACGACACAGGCGGUAUUAUAUCGGCUGCCGAGGAUGCCAUUAUUGCAUCAUCAGAUUGUGAAUUGAAUGAUGCGCGCAAUCUGUCGUUAACCAGCGAUGCCGAUGUGGAUGCGGUGAAGGGCGCCGGCGGCAAUAUGACAUUGCAGCACGGUAAGGGUGGCCACUCCAUUAUUGAUGCCAUGCAAGGACAUAUUGUGUUGGAGCGCGGUGGCGCAAAUGCCGGUCAUUCAGUUGGCGGCAGUGGUGGGCUGCGCACGCCCAGCGCUGGUCACACCUCGCCCACCUCAUCGGCUGGCUCGACGCAUCUGAUUUUCGGUGGUCAAAAGCAGCAAAUGAUUGGCUCGGGCAUCGCAACGGGCGGUGCACCACAAGAGGCGUACUAUCAUCAGCCGGAUUACUAUGGCUGGAAACAGCAAAUGGGUAAACCGGGUGGCGGCAACAACAAUGCUUUGAGCCUGGCACAUCCGCGCGAUUAUGCAGGUAACGCGGCUGCGCCACAACAGGCGCACGAGUUCUUCUACUGGACGCAAAAACAUCAGCCGCACGGCAAGAAGAAGCGUGGCAGUGGUAUUGGCGGUGAAUCGCCGAGCGGUUCAUUGCAUAGUCGCACGACAGCGGCGUCGCAGCAAAUACUUUUCUAUCCGUCGUAUAAGAAGACCACACUGAAGCAACAACAGCAGCAGCAACAGUAUCCGCACUACGAUGAGGCGGUCGGUGCUGCUGCCUACUAUCAGCAACAACAGCAGCAGCAGCAGCAACAACAACAUCGGCGCCAUGCAUCAGCGGCUAUGAUGCUGGCCGCGCAUCAUCAGCAGCAACAACAACAACAAUUGUCCUCGGAUGAGGAACAAUUGGAGCCAGCAGCCGCUGCGCAUGCGCAUUUGUUGCAUUUGGGACGACGCGCCGGCUCACAAUUGCCACCACCGCCGGCGCCCGCAUCGCACGCCUACCAUUAUCCGCAUCAUCACUCGCCAGAGUUUAUGGGCGUUGCGCACACGCCCACACAGCGUUACUAUAGAAAUAAGCAUUCCAACUGUGAUCUGAGCCAUGAGGAGUACGACCCGAGCGGACGCGCGGGCAGCGAACAGUACUACAAUCAAAAUUCAAUGGGCGGUGAUGGGCCGGUUUAUGAGGAGAUUCUCAGCAAUCGCAAUUCCGAUGUACAACAUUACGAAAUGGAUUUGAAUAUGUAUGGUCGUGAUAAUGACGACGUUGACGAUGAUGAUGAUGACGAUGAUGUAAACGAUUGCGAUGAUGAGGUGGUGAACAAUAGUCGUGGUGGUGGUGCUGGCGGUGGUAGCAGUAGCGCUAUGCGUCGCCAACAGUUGCGGCAACGGCAUCACUAUGAGGCAGCGCGAAAUGGCGUCGUUGGCGCAGGCGUAGGCAUCAGUGGCAGUCGAUAUGGUCACGCGGAGAGCGGCGCGUCCAGUGAGGAGGACGACGACGACGAUGAUGGGAGCGCGCAGCGACGCGGCUUGCCACAGGGUGACGAGCGCAUGCGGCGACUGAUUGCGUUGCAAGAUGAAGAGUUUCAGCGGCGGUUUCAAAAGCAACGCAAGAAAGCCGAGGCCUCAUUAAAUGACAAAACGGCAGCAGCGGCAUACUUUGAUCACCACAAUGCGGCAGCGUCAAGCGGUGCGGCGGUUUUUGGCAUUAGCGGCGGUGGCAGUGGCGGCGCGAGCUCCAUACGCGCCAUAAAAAAGAUCUCACCGAAUAAUCGAAUAGGUGUGCAUGAGUUAUUCACGACGACUCAUAAUAGCAGCGGUGCUGCGAACGUCGGUGGUGGUGGCAGUGGCCUAGGUCCGCCCUUACCGCCGGCCAAUCAGCAGCAAGCGCAACAACAACAAUACCCGCUGUCGAAGAGGCAACAAUUGUCGCCAACAACACUAACAGCAGCAACAACACCGUCAUCGUCGCACACACAACCAAUCAUCGGCCGGAACAUUUCUGCAAUGCUGGAUGAGAACAAUACGGUACGUUGUUACCUCGAACCGUUACCCAAAUGAAGGGUACACGCAUCUGAUCCAACCCACACAUAGGUGAGGUAGUGUAAUUAUAUAUGUAUGUAUAAGCUUAACUGCAGAGCGUGUGGCAAUUUUAAAGACAAGCUAAAAGAGCAUAAGGCAUUAGUGUUUAGCUUUUGGGUUUUCGGCUAAAAUCGGCCGAAAUCGUAGCUCGAUUUAAAGGCAUUUACUAAUCGUGUAUGUUUGUGUGUAUGUCGUACGUGUUAAGCGUCAGUUGAAGAAAGCAAACUAAAUAAUAAUUUAUAAAAUGUUAAAAGUAAAUUAAAACAAAAAGAAAGGUAUAUUAUAAAUGUAUGUAUGUAUAUGAAAAUGAAAAAAACUAUAAAACUCCUAAUGCACACCAACCGAUUCCCAGCACAGCUGCGCGAAAGCACACACACACACUCAAGAAAACAAAGCUAACUUGCUACUAAGCAGCCAUUGAGUUUUGCAGUUGUAAAAAGUAUGAAAUUUUUUGUUGUUACCUUUAAAGCUUUAAGCAACUAUUAAGUAGCAUUUAUUUUUAUUAUAAUUUUUUUGUAAGGCAGAGAAUUUUGCAAGUAUACGUCGUUUAGCGCAGGUGAAAUUUUAUAAUAAUUUUUGGGCUUUAAAAUUUUUAUAAAGAGGAUUUUUUUUUAAAUUUUAUUUUCUAAACUAAAUUUAUGUUUCGAAUAUACAUAUAUUGCUUUUCUCUCAUUAUUCUUAGUAAAAUAGUAUUUUUCUUUUAAUUUAAUUAAAACAUAAUAAUGUAAACAGCAAUUAGAACCGGCUAAAAUGUAACAUCUUACAAUAUAUUUUUGCGUUCAAAAAUGUAUUUCGUUUACUUUAAAAUCCGCUUUAAAAGUGCUAACCUGUAAUUUUAUAUCAACACACACAAAUUUUUUAAAAUUUUUUUUCGCAAAUUUUCUUUAAAUUUUUUUUCGCAAAUUUAAAAAAAAAAUUUUUUUAACUAUUUUUUUUUCACAAAUAUUUUUCAAAAUUUUUCAAAUUUUUUUCAGAUUGAAUAUUGUUGAUAUUGAUUUCUUUCGACGACUUGAAUAUAUUUUUUUUUCUUCAUUUUUAUUCAUAUAUUCAUAUUAAAGAAACCGUAGAAGAAGUAGAUAAAAUUUUCCGGUAAUCACCCUGUAAUUUUAUUUCAACAAACAACGCUUUUUGUGUACAAAUCUUCGGCUUUUCUUUUCUAUCGUCGACAUGAAGCAUAAAAUAUUUUAAUUUCAAAAACUCUCAUUAUUUUCGAAGAUUAUAUCAAAUUGUUUAUACAAUUUUCGUAAAACUUCCUCCGUCUCUUUAUUAACUUCAUUUCUUUAAUAUUGUAAAAAUAAUUUAAAUGCAAUCAACAUAGUUUUUAAGUGCAACUAAGAACAAAACGCUUCAAUUGUAAUUAUAAAUAAGCUCAUAAGUAUGUUAAUUAAUUGAAAUUGUCAAAUUUUUGCGAAUUUGGCAUUGUAACUAAAAACUAAACAGACGUUUUCAAAACCAAAUAAGAUUACUUCAACACUUCACAAUCAAUAAAUUUUCAGUCUACCAAAAUUUCCAAACCCGUUAAAAUCUACUUACAUAAUUGCUAAACAAACAAAAAACAAAAACAAAAGCAAAGCAAAAGACCUUUCAACUUCAACAAAAUACAUAAGAAAAUAACUAAAAACGCUAUCGAAUACCUCCACUCGAAUCCUGUCGAACUAAAGUUGUUGUACAUUAGUGUAGCUACUGACCUAUGAGUAUGAGAAGGAAAUAAAUGUUCAAAUAAGUAUUGUAUGUGUAGUUGUGCGGCCACAACAACAAACGCAUGCUCUCUAACCAAUGUUGUUGUUAAUUGUAAUUUCACGGCGAGGCGCAUUAGUUGCAGGAAAAAAUUGCAUGCAUAAAAACAAGAAACAGCAAAUUGUGGUCCAACAAUAAUAAUAACAACAGCAACAUAAUUUACAAAAUCGCACCAACUAAAUCUUUCAAAAACAAAAAAAAAAAAAA